AUGACGGACCCGAACGUUGGUCAACUUCCAUCGGCAUCGACUGUAGCUGCGGCGGCGGCGAUUUCUCAGCCUCCAGUGAUGCUUCAGGGAUACGACUAUUCGUAUGGAUUGGAUCCCGGCGCGCUGAAUAUGGCUGAUUAUUGGAAUGGAUACCAUCUAAAUGCUUAUCCCUCACUUCAACCAUCGGAAAUCGACUAUUCGGCCGCUGCCUUCCUCACCGCCACUCAACCACCCCAGCAACCUCAACCAGCCGAUACGACUCCCGCAUCCAUUCCAGCUCCGACACCUGACGUGAAACCUCAUCUCGUCCCUUCGCCACAAACCACCACAUCCCCAACUUCUACGGCUAGCGAUACGAAAACUUCGAUCGUUGAGUUGAAAUCCUCCUCUGCGAAUACCUCGGCUGAAAUCGCUGUUGCUGCUGCAGCAGCCGCCGCGCCACCUGCGGUAUCAGCGGCAAAUCCACCACCCCAGGGACCUCUGGAUGCCAUGUCUUCGAUGUACGGCCAGUGGCCAUCGGCUUACACUGGAUACGACGCGAAGGCAUCCGGAUCCGUAAACCCAUACCUUCACACGAUUCCACCGCCGCCUAUCCAUUCCCCGGUGCCGAGCAUCAAGCAUCAGCGGAACUCUCCUUCUACCAGACACCUCAGAAUGGACAGCCGGUAUGUCACUGUUUUUAUUACUGUUUUAAUGUUUUACCCCAACACACAAAAUGGUCUUGGAAGCGAUGCGAACCUUGCCGAUUAUGGUCACCAAUUCGCCGGAGCCGCCAUGAGCCCACACUUUGACAUGUAUGGGAUGCAAGGAAUGCCAACCGGAUCCAGCUCCUCGUCUGGAGUUGGUGGUGGACGUGGCGAGAAGUCGGCGUCUCGAACUGGAUCACGACGACGACAGCAAGGAGCUCCACCAUCGUCUGGAGCCAUGACACGUCACUCGUCAUCAUCGAGACUUUCGGAUAACGAAUCUGUGAGCAACGACGAGAAGGACACGGAUCGACGAUCCCAGAACAAUGCAAGAGAAAGAAUCCGCGUGAAAGAUAUCAACUCGGCGUUCAAAGAGCUCGGUCGUAUGUGCACCCAACAUAACCAGAAUACCGAAAGAAAUCAGACGAAACUGGGAAUUUUACAUAAUGCCGUCGCUGUGAUUACUCAAUUAGAAGAACAGGUAAGAGAGUUCGGUAGUCCAAAAGGAGUACGAAAUUUAAAAAUUUCAGGUCCGUCAACGAAACAUGAACCCAAAAGCGAUGGUUGGAAUGAAACGAAAACCGGAUUCGGAUAA
Messenger RNA from Caenorhabditis briggsae, 1281 nucleotides. RefSeq names its product Protein CBR-HLH-2 (gene Cbr-hlh-2). Gene Ontology annotation, molecular function: RNA polymerase II cis-regulatory region sequence-specific DNA binding; protein dimerization activity; DNA-binding transcription factor activity, RNA polymerase II-specific. The record is from RefSeq and is a predicted model, not a curated record. Gene Ontology annotation, biological process: regulation of transcription by RNA polymerase II. NCBI's taxonomy places the organism in Eukaryota, Metazoa, Nematoda, Chromadorea, Rhabditida, Rhabditidae. The coding region runs from base 1 to 1281 and encodes 426 amino acids. Gene Ontology annotation, cellular component: transcription regulator complex. The transcript has 4 exons.